Cladophialophora psammophila CBS 110553 is the source of this 1950-nucleotide messenger RNA. RefSeq lists its product as uncharacterized. The coding region runs from base 1 to 1950 and encodes 649 amino acids. NCBI's taxonomy places the organism in Eukaryota, Fungi, Ascomycota, Eurotiomycetes, Chaetothyriales, Herpotrichiellaceae. The transcript has 2 exons. Gene Ontology annotation, biological process: DNA-templated transcription. Gene Ontology annotation, molecular function: DNA binding; zinc ion binding. The record is from RefSeq and is a predicted model, not a curated record.
AUGGCGGAUAUAACGAGGACCAGUCCCGAGGAGAGCCAGCAGUUUGGCGCCAACGACUCGUCGAUGGGUUUCGCAAAGAUCCUCCUCGGGGAAGACGACGACAGCGACUCGCCGGCCAGCGGCGCCAUCCCUGGCGAUGCCGGACACUCAACCACAGAUCCGCAGUCUUUCGGCUGUAUUUUGACGCCCUUGCCCUCGCAGACAAUCCUCCAGGUCGCGGUGGACGCCUAUUUCGACCGAGUGAAUUGGUACAUCAUGCUCUUCCACCAGCCGUCGUUCGCAAUUCGGACUCAAAACAUCCUCCGACGAUCUGCGUGGAGACGCGAUGAGCUGUGCGAUGUGCUCCUCGUGGCGACAGUCGCGGCCGUUGGAUUACGCUGUGUCGAACACGACAAGACGUGGAAAGGCCAUCACCUGCUGGAAUCCUACUCGGUGACGGCCGAGUCACUUGUCUCGGACCUAAUGUCGCAAAUCGGAUCGCGCUUUUACGAACUGAUGCUGGAGUCGCGCAUCGAGGUGUUUCAGAUUUGCAUGUUGCUGACCAUUUACCAUGUAUAUUUUGGGUCAUCGACCUUUGCCUGGAACGUGUCCGGUGUUUCCACACGAACAGCGUAUGCACUGGCUCUGCAUUGCGACAAAGCACGAAACACGGACGAGGUUGCCCGGGAAGUGAGCAAUCGAUGUUGGAAUCAUUUAGUCGUGUCGGACCAGUUCUCUUCAAUGAUAUUCGGGCGCCCAGCGAGUCUUGAUCCCGCAUUUGCUCAAUUCAAGAAGCUUGCAGACUUGGACGACACCGACCUGCCAGAGGGGACAGCGGCUCUGCCGGUCUUGCAGGAACCCUGCGGACCGGUGACAUUUCUGACUUACCACACGCUCAAGUUUGAGCUUUACGAUAUCAUCCGCCAAACCCUGCAGAGCUUCAGGGUCCUGCAACUCCAGAGCCCAGUCUCCGUCCAGGAUCUCAAGGCGCUUAUUCAAGUCGUCAAUACCACGGAACUCAUGUUGAAGCAGUGGCACGAGAAUCUGCCGGCGGUCUUCAAGUCCUCGCGAUGGCCGGCGGACGAUCCGUGGAACGUCCUUGAACUCGACCAGUGCAGUGCGGAAGAGCACAGUGUGAGGAGGAAAAUCGGCUUGCAAGGCUUCAUUCUGCAGCUGUUGUACGACGCGGCGCGAGUGUGGGCACACCGGCCGCUGCUGAAACUCCGAAUCUCCAUAUCUCCGAGGGAAAGCAAUGUCAAGAUCGGUCUGGACGACAUUCCCGAUUCCCUGGGCACUUCGGUCCGGGCGGCGCUGCGGAUGUCGCGGGUCCCAGUGAACGAGUUCGAGGGCCAUCUAGCUCAGUCGUUUGUGCUCAUGCACCUCUUCACGGCCGGAGUCAUCCUGUGCAUCGCGCCGACGUGUCAGCCGUACAGCCAGAUGGCUGGCGAGGCGAAGGCCGGGGUGCUGAGGAUCAUUGCCGCCUGCAGAGCCAUCAAGGAUGAGAGCAAGAUCGCCCAGCACACAGACCAGAUGCUGACGAGGCUCUACAAGAAGACGAUGCAGCGCGAGAUGGACAAUGCUUUGCGACCGCCCGACACAGGCAUAACUAAGGAUCGGCUGGGCCCGACGCUCGCCGAGAGGCAAACACAGGACAGCGCUGACUAUCCCCGCGGGCCUGGACACGGGGAAACAAGCAUGAUAUCCUCCAAGCUGACUCCUUUUCAAGUGGGCAUGGAGACACCGAGCGCGGCGGCAGGACGCGGCGCCGUGACCCUUGCGGCUCUGGACUUUGAUGCCCGCCGCGCCGACGAGUUUCCCGACCAACCUGUCGUUUCGUACCUGCAGUUCGAAUCGCUCUGCCACAACGACAGGAUGCUCUCCCACGCCAACGAGCACUUCGACGAAGCCUAUGGUGCUUUUGAACAGAUGUCCAAUCUCGACUUUGGCGACUUUUCCUUCAAGCCUUACUGA